Molecule: messenger RNA, 8263 nt
Organism: Cavia porcellus (domestic guinea pig)
Lineage: Eukaryota; Metazoa; Chordata; Mammalia; Rodentia; Caviidae
Gene: Clip1
Product: CAP-Gly domain containing linker protein 1
Exons: 25
Coding region: 292-6735 (2147 amino acids)
Biological process (GO): positive regulation of microtubule polymerization; cytoplasmic microtubule organization
Cellular component (GO): nucleus; microtubule plus-end; cell cortex
Molecular function (GO): microtubule plus-end binding
Source: RefSeq, a predicted model, not a curated record
GGGGCGCGGCGCGCGGGGAGGGGCCGCGAGGCGUCGUUUUGUAGAGGCGCGCGCCCGUCCGGCCCCGCGGCGGCUGCGGCGUGUCACACUCUGUCCGGCCUGGAGCCCACAAGUCGGGAGGUGGCGUCCGCGGCUGGCGCUCCUACUGUGCCGUGGGGCAGGUGGAGACGACCCGUGGUGUCUGAGAUUUAAUCCAGAGCCUGACUUCACUAUAGAAACACAGUUGUAUCGAUGGUUGGGGAAAGAUAGUGGUGACAGGCACGGGAGAAACAGCUCUGAAAUACCAAAACAAUGAGCAUGCUAAAACCAAGUGGGCUAAAGGCCCCCACCAAGAUCCUUAAGCCUGGAAGCACAGCCUUGAAGACACCUGCUACUGUGGUAUCUUCAGUAGAAAAAACAACAUCCAGUGAAAAAGUCUCAAGCACUCCAUCCUCUGAGACUCAAGAGGAAUUUGUUGAUGAUUUUCGAGUUGGGGAACGUGUGUGGGUGAAUGGAAAUAAGCCUGGAUAUAUCCAGUUCCUUGGAGAGACCCAGUUUGCACCAGGCCAGUGGGCUGGGAUUGUUUUAGAUGAACCCAUAGGAAAGAAUGACGGCUCAGUGGCAGGAGUUCGCUAUUUCCAGUGUGAACCUCUGAGGGGUAUAUUUACCCGCCCUUCAAAGUUAACACGGAAGGUACAAGUGGAAGAUGAAGCCAAUGGCCUACAGAUGGCUCAUGUAUCCAGAGCGGCUUCGCCUCUGUCCACUUCUGCAGCCAGCACGGCGGGCUCCUGUCUCGCUAUGGCUUCACAUGUUCCCCAUAAGUCUUCCCAGCCAACAGCCAAGGAGCCUGCAGCCACGCCUCAGGUCAGCAACCUUACGAAAACCACCAGUGAGUCAAUCUCCAACCUGUCAGAGGCUGGCUCCAUUAAGAAAGGAGAACGCGAGCUCAAAAUCGGAGACAGAGUGUUGGUUGGUGGCACCAAGGCUGGCGUAGUCCGGUUUCUUGGGGAGACCGACUUUGCCAAGGGGGAGUGGUGUGGUGUGGAGUUAGACGAACCUCUUGGGAAGAACGAUGGUGCUGUUGCUGGAACAAGGUAUUUCCAGUGUCAACCCAAGUAUGGCUUGUUUGCUCCUGUCCACAAAGUGACCAAGAUUGGCUUCCCUUCAACCACACCAGCCAAAGCCAAGGCAGCCGCCGUGCGACGAGUGAUGGCCACCACACCUGCCAGUCUGAAGCGCAGCCCGUCUGCCUCCUCCCUCAGCUCCAUGAGCUCUGUGGCCUCCUCUGUGAGCAGCAAGCCCAGCCGGACGGGACUGUUGACUGAGACCUCCUCCCGCUACGCCCGCAAGAUCUCGGGCACCACUGCCCUCCAGGAGGCGCUGAAGGAGAAGCAGCAGCACAUUGAACAGCUGCUGGCUGAGCGGGACCUGGAGCGGGCCGAGGUGGCCAAGGCCACCAGCCACGUGGGGGAGAUAGAGCAGGAACUAGCCCUGGCUCGGGACGGGCAUGACCAGCAUGUCCUGGAAUUGGAGGCCAAGAUGGAUCAGCUACGAACAAUGGUGGAAGCAGCUGACAGAGAGAAAGUGGAGCUUCUCAAUCAACUAGAAGAAGAAAAAAGGAAGGUUGAGGACCUUCAGUUCCGGGUUGAAGAAGAAUCAAUUACCAAAGGCGAUCUUGAGGUGGCUACAGUGUCAGAAAAGUCACGUAUAAUGGAACUAGAAAAAGACCUAGCAUUGAGAGUGCAGGAAGUAACUGAGCUCCGAAGAAGGCUGGAGUCCAAUAAGCCUGCUGGAGAUGUGGAUAUGUCACUUUCCCUUUUGCAAGAAAUAAGCUCUUUGCAAGAAAAGUUAGAAGUCACCCAUACAGACCAUCAGAGAGAAAUAACUUCUCUGAAGGAGCAAUUUGGAGCCCGUGAAGAGACGCAUCAGAAGGAGAUAAAGGCUCUGCACUCAGCCAUGGAGAAGCUUUCUAAAGAAAAUGAGUCCUUGAGAAGCAAGCUGGACCAUGCCAAUAAGGAGAAUUCAGAUGUGAUAGCCCUGUGGAAGUCCAAGCUCCAGACUGCUAUUGCGUCUCACCAGCAGGCUAUGGAGGAGCUGAAGGUGUCCUUCAAAGGGCUUGAGAUGGAGACAGCAGAACAGGCCAAGUUAAAGAUGCAAAUAGACAAACUGAAAGUAGAUUACCAGCAAGAAAUAGAAAAUUUGCAGAAUAAACAAGACUUUGAACGGUCUGCUCAUGCUAAAGAGAUGGAAGCCUUGAGGGCUAACCUGAUGAAUGUCAUUAAAGAGAAGGAGAACAGCCUGGAAGCCAUCAAAUCCAAACUGGACAAGGCGGAAGACCAGCACCUGGUAGAAAUGGAGGACACCUUAAACAAAUUGCAGGAAGCUGAAAUAAAGGUAAAGGAGCUAGAGGUACUGCAGGCCAAAUGCAAUGAACAAACCAAGGUUAUUGAUAAUUUUACAUCACAGCUCAAGGCUACUGAAGAAAAGCUUUUGGAUCUUGAUGUGCUUCGGAAAACCAGUUCCGAAGGUAAAUUGGAAAUCGAGAAACUUAGACAGCAGCUAGAGGCAGCUGAGAAACAGAUUAAAAAUUUAGAGAUUGAAAAGAAUGCUGAAAGUGGCAAGGCUAGUAGCAUUACCAAAGAGCUCCAGGGGAAAGAGCUAAAGCUUACUAGCCUGCAGGACAAUCUGAGUGAAGUCAGUCAAGUAAAAGAGGCUUUGGAAAAAGAACUUCAGAUGUUGAAAGAAAACUUUGCUGUUGUUUCAGAGGAGGCUGUCUCUGUUCAGAGAAGUAUGCAAGAAACUGUGAAUAAGUUACACGAGAAAGAAAAAGAGUUUGAUCAACUGUCUUCUGAGUUGGAGAAGUUGAGAGAAAAUUUAGCAGAUAUGGAGGUAAAAUUUAGAGAGAGAGAUGAAAGAGAAGAGUACUUGCUAAAGGCAAAGGAAAAAUUGGAAAAUGACAUUGCCGACAUAAUGAAGAUGUCAGGAGAUAAUUCUUCUCAGCUAACAAAAAUGAACGAUGAAUUACGUCUGAAAGAAAGAUGUGUAGAAGAAUUACAGUUACAGCUUACAAAGGCUAAUGAAAAUGCAAAUACUCUACAGAAAAGCAUUGGAGAGAUAACUCUUAAAGCUGAGCAGAGCCAGCAGGAAAUAGCCAGAAAGCACGAGGAAGAAAAGAAAGCACUGGAGGAAAAAUUAUUGGACCUGGAAAAGGAGAUGGAAACGAGCCACAACCAGUAUGAGGAUCUGAAAGCCAGAUAUGAAAAAGCCAGUUCUGAGACAAAAACAAAGCAUGAAGAAAUCUUGCAGAACCUGCGCAAGAUGCUGUUGGACACAGGGGAGAGGCUGAAAGCUGUCCAAGAGGAGAACAGAGGCUUGACGCAGGAGGUGGAGGAACUGCGGAUACAGGCUGACAAAGCCAAAUCGCUAACUUAUUUGUUAACAUCAGCCAAAAAAGAAAUUGAACUAAUUUCAGAAGAGCUGAGGGGUCUGAAAUCAGAGAAGCAGCUUCUCGCACAGGAGGGAAAUACUUUAAAGGUAGAAAAAGGUUCGCUUUUAACAAAGCUUGUAGAAGUGGAGGCCAAAGUAACUUUACUUCAGCAAGACCAGCAGAAACUACGGUCAGUAAACAAAACUCUUAAUUUAGAGAAGGAGAAAGUCUUAGAAGAGAAGGAAGCUGCUGAAAAGCUUUGCCGGCAGGAACAGCUUGAUAAAGAAGCUUUGGCUGCAGAGAAAGCAAAAUUGCUUAAAGAAAUCCACAUUGCCCAGGAAGAGCUCUUAAAGAUACAUAUGGGUAACAGUUCUUUGCAAGCUUCCACGGCAAGCAUGCAGGUACUCAUGGAUGAGCUCCGGCUCUGCAGAGAUACCCUGGCAGCCGAAGCUGAGAAGACUCGGGCAGAAAAAGGCCACCUAGAGGAUCAGGUUAAGAAGCUUGCUGCUGAAAACCUCAUCCUGGUGAAAGACAAGGAUGAUGUCAUUCAGAAGCUUCAGAGUGCUUAUGAAGAACUUGCCAAGGAUCAGAGGGCCUUGGUUCAGGAGCUUGAGGCACUCACAGCUGAAAAGGAGGCAGCGGCCGAGAAGCAAUCAGGCCUCGAUAGCGCAUGCCGGGCCCUAACAGCAGAACGAGAAAGCCUUCUCCAGAGCAACAGAGACUUGCAAUUUGAGAAGGACUCGCUGCAUCAGGGUCAGGAAAAACUGAGUGCCAGUCUGGAGGCUACCCUGCAGGUGAAGCAGCUGCUCAGCACAGAAGCCGGGGUGCUGCGCACACAGCUAGACUGUGCCAGCAAAGCACUGAGGAAAGCCGAGCUGGAGACCAGACAGCUGCAGACUGCCAACACGAGCCUCACACAGCUCCUGGAAGAGAUCAAGGCCAGCCAGGCCAUCACAGACUCAGAGUGCGUUCAGCUCCUCCAUGAGAAGGAGACCUGGGCUGCCUCUGAGAGGAGGCUCCUGGCUGAGAAAGAGGAACUUGUGAGUGAAAAUAGGAUCAUUACAGAAAAACUUAAUAAGCAAUCACAAGAGGCCACCCAUCGUGAAAUAAGCCUGAAUGACAAGAUCACACAACUAACUUCUGAGAAGGAGGCAGCUUCUCAGAAAAUUACUCAGCUUAAAAAACAGCAAGAGACUCUCUUCAAUGAAAAGUCAGUACUGGAAAUACAAAAUGGAGAUUUACUUUCAGAGAGAGAAAAUUCCAUCAAAGCCAUAGGAGAACUUAAGAGAAAAUAUGACCAAGAGGCUGCAAACAGAAGAAUAAUUGUGCAUGAGAAGAUGAAACUACUUGGUGAUGUUGAUGCUCUUAAGAAGGAGAUUCAGGAGAAGGAAAAGGAAAACCAAGAGCUAAUAGCCAGCAAGUAUGACCUUUCUUUGAUGCUGAAAGAGGCACAAGAUGCCAAAAGGAAUCUUGAAAAAGAACACACCACUGUGAUGCAAGUGAAGGAAAACUUGAAUGCUGAGCUAAAGACUUGUUGCUGUGAAAAGAGCAUUUUGCUGAGGGAUGGCUUGAAUCUGAAAGAAGAGUGUCAGAAAUUAACUGAGGAGCUCCAUGAAAUGCAGCAGUCCUUAGUCCUAGAAAAAGAAGCCAGGGCAAAGGAAAAAGAGUCAUCCUUGUAUGAAAACAAUAAACUCCAUGGGAGAUUGGUGCUCCUAGAGCAGGAGGUAGAGGGGUUAAGAGUAUGUACCGAGCAGCUCCAGUCUGAGAAGUUUGUACUAAUCCAAGAAAAGACCAAGUCUGAGCAAAAGGUGGUGGAGAUUAUUAAGGAAAAGGAACUCUUGAGUGCAGAAACGGCUCAACUUGCCGCCAAGAUAGAGACCAUGAAAAGUGAUUUUGCUGCCAUGUCCAAGUCCAAGUUGGAACUGCAGGAACUGCACACUUACCUCAGCAAGAUCCUAGAUGAUCUCCAGCUGAAGCAUGAGGUGACUGUGGCUGAGAGAGCCGAGCUCAUGCAAGAAAACAAGAACCUCCUGGCUGAGAAGAGAGAAAUGAUGCUGAGAAGGGAUGAGCUCUUGAAGGAGAAAGAAAAGCUGGAAGAAAGUUAUUUCAUCCUCCAGAAAGAGAUUAGCCAGCUGGCCAAAACCAACAGCCACAUUUCAGCCAACCUUCUAGAAUCUCAAAGUGAAAACCGUACUUUGAGGAAAGACAAGAGCAAACUUACCCAUAAAAUUAGAGAGCUUGAGACUCUUCAUUCAUUCACGGCGUCUCAGACUGCAGAAGAUGCCAUGCAGAUAGUGGAACAGAUGACCAAAGAGAAGACCGAAACUCUCGCCUCCUUGGAGGACACGAAGCAAACAAACGCAAAACUGCAAAAUGAAUUGGACACACUCAAAGAGAACAACUUGAAAAAUAUGGAAGAGCUGAACAAAUCCAAAGAACUUCUGACCGUAGAGAAUCAAAAAAUGGAAGAAUUCAGGAAAGAAAUAGAAACCCUAAAGCAGGCGGCAGCUCAGAAGUCGCAGCAGCUUUCAGCAUUGCAGGAAGAGAACGUCAAACUUGCCAAGGAGCUGGGAAGAAGCAGGGACGAAGUCACAAGUCAUCAAAAGCUGGAAGAAGAAAGAUCUGUACUCAAUAAUCAGUUGUUAGAAAUGAAAAAGAGAGAAUCCGAGUACAUAAAAGAGGCUGAUGAAGAGAAAGCUUCCUUGCAGAAAUCCAUCAGUGUCACUAGCGCCUUGCUCACGGAGAAGGAUGCAGAGCUGGAGAAGCUGAGAAAUGAGGUCACAGUGCUCAGGGGAGAAAACGCCUCUGCCAAGUCCUUGCAUUCAGUUGUUCAGACUCUUGAGUCUGAUAAGGUGAAGCUUGAGCUCAAGGUAAAGAACUUGGAGCUUCAACUCAAGGAAAACAGGAGGCAGCUCAGCAGCUCCUCAGGUAACACGGAUACUCAAGCAGAAGAGGAUGAGCGAGCCCAGGAGAGUCAGAUUGAUUUCCUAAAUUCAGUAAUAGUGGACCUUCAGAGAAAGAAUCAGGACCUCAAGAUGAAGGUGGAGAUGAUGUCAGAAGCAGCCCUCAACGGCAACGGGGAUGACCUAAACAGUUACGACAGUGAUGACCAGGAGAAGAAGUCCAAGAAGAAACCUCGACUCUUCUGUGACAUCUGUGACUGCUUUGACCUCCACGACACAGAGGACUGUCCCACGCAGACACAGAUCUCUGAGGACCCGCCCCAUUCCACACACCACGGCAGCCGCAGCGAGGAGCGGCCUUACUGUGAAAUCUGUGAGAUGUUUGGGCACUGGGCCACCAACUGCAAUGACGACGAGACCUUCUGACGCAGCCUAGGGGCGGGCCUAUGGGGGCACCUGCACUUAGCAGUCUUGACACCAGCAUCACGAGUGGCUUCAGGAGAACUCAUGUUAUUUUUUACUCCAUCAGCAAAUCUAAGAAAAUAUUUUGGUUUUCAACAAAUUGCCCUUUAGUCUCCCCUUCUAAGUUAGAAUAAAUAAAUAUUUAGUAGGUGAGCUUUUACCUCUAAUUAUGUUUUAAUUGAUUUUUAAGUUUAAGACAUUGUACCAGAUGUCAGUACAUUUAUUGUCCUUAGGGAAACUUCAUAGUACAAGCCCUAUCCUGUGAUACCUUAUUUAAGAAAUUUUAAAUUAUGCUGUUACUUUUCAUAUUUGCACUAAAAUGUUUCCAGGCUGAAUUUGAAUAUUUAGAUUUUUUCUGGUUAAGCUUUGACACUGGAAUGAGUUGCAAAAAAGUACCAUUUUGCAUUUUCAUUUACUAAGAGUAUUUUAUUCUUAAAGGAGUGUUGAGCUCUUUGCACUACGAGUUACAGUAGUGCCUUUUUUCAGGCUUGACAGUACUCCAGUGUGAUUAUGAAUCGUGAACCAGGCAUAGGGAGGAGAAGCCCCCACAUCACUUUGGGGACAUUUUACAGACUAUAUGCUAUGCCCACCUACUCGACUGUGGUGUUUUCUUUAUUGGUUUUACAUAAUUUCAACUUCUAUAUUUAUAUGUAUAUAUAUUUUAAAAAAUCUCUAUUUUGGGGAAAAAACACAAUUUGUUUUUCUUUUCAGAUUUUUAUAUGAAAAAGAAAACACUCACAGUGAUGGCCAGGGCAGAGUAGACCAGGCCAGGAACAACAUCAUGUGGCUUUGCAACUUCAGGAUUUUUCAUUUCCAUUUAGCCUUUUUUUUUUUUUUUUUUUUAAGCAGAUCUAAAUAACUGGAAAGAUUUUUUUCCCAUUUUUUUUUCAUUCUGUAGCAGAUACCCCCAGCAAUGAAUUAAGCCCCUAUAAGACGCCUAAAUUAACCAACCUACAAUCUUCCUUUACAGUUUGUUUUUACUGGGGCUGGGGAUUUAGCUCAGCGGCAUAAGCACCUGCCUUGCAAGAGCGUUGUCGUGAGUUUGAUCCCUGGUACUGGUAAAAAAAAAACAAUUUGUUUUUACCGUUUUUAGAUGAAUGUAUGAUGAGAAAAUCAGUAUUAAUAAUUAUAGAUUUUCUUAUCACAAAAAAAUGAAAUGAAGAACCUCAAGCAUCAGAACAGUUUUAUCAACAGAAUAUAUUUAUCUUCAUUUGAAUGUCUUCUAGAAUAUGUAAAAAGUAAUAAAAUAUUAUCUUCCAUCCACAUGUAUAAUAAGAAUUUCUAUAAUUGUAUAUAUGCCUCUGUGUAUUCCCCCCAAGAUUUUCAGCUGUGUGUUUGACAAGUGAAUAAAUAAAUCUGUUAUCAACUGAAAUUUUUGGUUGAUAAAGUAAGAAUUGUUUCACAGGCAGAAAACCUGUAAAGCAGUAUUAAAAUCUGAGUAAAGUAUUCUGUAUCUACUUUAAUAAAUGGUUACUAUUAUUAUUUUUGCCAA